AUGGCCCUCCCACAAACCUCACCCCUCAAUGCCGAGCAGAUCAAGGCGCUCUUCAACAUCCUCACCCACUUCGAGACGUACCACGAGGUUGAGGAGUUCAAGAAGCCCGAAACCAUCUCCAACUAUGGCUACCCUUUUGCGCAAAGCCCCGGUACCCGCUCCGAUGUCACCUACGCCCCCGAGUCCUCGGCGCCUCUGCUGCAGUCCAUCUUUACGAGAUUCAUCCUGCAGCUUCCCGGCGUUUCCACGUUUGCGCCCGAGUUCUGGAACGUCCAGGUCCAGGGCAUCUUGACAAACUUGGCCGAAGCCGACCUGUCGGAAAGCUAUGACAAGGGUGCUUUGGGUAUUAGAAAGACCCUGGCCACCGCUUCGUCAACCGUCAUCGAGACUGUCGCCCGAGGAAUGAUUGGCGGUGCCCCCUACAGUGACCCGGCCACGCGGCCCGCAAAGUACGACUUGAAGAGCGCGAAAGACCUGGCGCAGGCCUGGGAUGAUGCCAUGCAUGACCUCGUCUACGAGGAUCUCUGCGACGACUUGCUCGACCACCUGGCCGAGACGGACGACUUUGAUUCGCAUUCCCCCAUGACGCGCGCGGCGAACGAGUACAUCAUCAUUCACUUGUCGAGCCUUGCCCAUCAAGUUCUGAUUGUAUCUCCCGAGGGACAAUACCUGCUCAAGCUGUUGGAGCAGGUCCACAAGAUGGUGCCGUACAAUAUGGUCCGGCAAACCCUCAAGGUCGGAAACGCCGCGACUAUGAUUGCCGGCAUGAUGAAGAUCUUUUUGGCCAAGAUUAGCGUCGGCUCAGUGUCGAACUGGUUCGGCAUAACAAAGGAUGCUGCUGACGGCAUGAACCUCAUGCAGAGGAUCAUUUCCGUCAUUCUUGGCUGGGAUUGCGCAGAGUUCAAGAAGACCAUCGACAGGAUCUCCAAAGCAAAGAACAGACCGAGCAAGGGUGCUCUCGAUGCCAUCCGGGCGCACACCGAUUCGUCCCACGACGACCGCGAAGCUGUUAGGGCCAAGAGCCUACGUGAAGACAAGUCCAUCAUCGCCGUCAUCCUCGAGACGGCAAACCCGGUCCUGCUGUCCGACCUGAGCGAGGAUGAACACAAGAUGUGCCUGGAGUACUACGCGGCACUGCUCGCCAUGCGAGACCGCGAAGAAAUCAUCAACAUCCUCUGCAAGCAGAGCCCCGACCUCCUCACCCAAGCAGUACGCGAAGCCGUCGCCGGGUUCGACCCCAUCAUCCGCGCUGUCCACAACAAGGUCGAUCUGUCGGACCACCUCAAGGACGCCCAGACGUUCCUCGACCAGCUCAUCGCCACCAGCAAGCCGAAGAAGGGAAAGUCAAAGGAUGACCCCGAAACCAUGCCGACCGUUGAGGAUUUUGUUCAGCUCUGCAAGAACAACAGGCAUCUCCUGUACAAGUGGCUGCACGCCGUCGGCAAGAACUGCCCAGAGGUCAUGAAUCAGUUCAGAGCAUGGUCAAAGGACUCCUUGGUGGCGUUCCACAAGACCAACAAGGGCGGCGAGAGCAUCGAGAGCCAACUGAGCGGCAUCUUCAGCCGGGUUCCCGAUAGGACAAAGGAGGCGCUCAUCCCGAUUAUCGAUGCGCAUACUGCCUACCUGCGCGAGUUAGACGAACUCUCGCUUGCUCGCAUGCAAGCCAUUGUUGACGGUGGCUCGUCUAAUAUGGCUGGUCCAGGCGUCUAUCUUGCCCGGUGGCAAUCCCUGAUGGAUGAGACUCUCAUUACGCCUGCAAGACCAAUAGGCCCUGUUCGCCAGGGCAAAGACGUCAAGGCAUUGCCGGCGCAGGGCAAACGUGGGUCUGCUUCGAGCGAUGGAAACGACGUCGUCGCAGCGGUCAAGAAAAUGAGCAUUUCCUCGUUUCCGGAAGCACCAGACGUUCAGCCCGUUAUCAGAGCGUUGGCACCAAUGUUCAAGAAGACGCUUGCGAUGUCAUCAAAAGCCAACGGGGCUCCAGUCAACGGCUCUGACAAUGACCACGGCGUGCCGUUUUAA
Molecule: messenger RNA, 2019 nt
Organism: Colletotrichum spaethianum
Lineage: Eukaryota; Fungi; Ascomycota; Sordariomycetes; Glomerellales; Glomerellaceae
Exons: 3
Coding region: 1-2019 (672 amino acids)
Molecular function (GO): phosphatidylinositol binding
Source: RefSeq, a predicted model, not a curated record